Molecule: messenger RNA, 612 nt
Organism: Protopolystoma xenopodis
Lineage: Eukaryota; Metazoa; Platyhelminthes; Monogenea; Polystomatidea; Polystomatidae
Source: the annotation of a GenBank genome assembly
CGUGAAUUGAGCUCUUCCUCCCGUCGAAUUACUUUGCUGUGUAAUCUGACUGAACUAGUGGUCUAUCUCGGUCUUAUCUGUCACCAAGCUGUGCUAAGCCGCUCUUCAUCCUCGUACUGCUCUCCUUCCGGCCAUAAACCCAUCACCUCCACUCUAUUUGACACUUACUUUGGCCCUACUGCUCGGAUGGGCUUAUUGACUCUGCUCUUUUGCACUCGCGUAUACUCAGCAGGCCGGAAACUAGCUGGCUGGCAUUGGUGGUUGAGAUGGCGCCACAGUGAGUCGCCGGUCAGUAGUUCGCCUACAUGGAGCUUUGACGGUCUUCACAUAGUUCCGCAGCAUGAGUUGGCCCGUCUUCUUGUAAGCGGAGAGGAUGAAGUGUGCGCUAUAUGCUACGCUGCCUGGCGCGCUAGCCUCUUGCCCUCAGAAGGAGCCAAACACCGUACAGAGCUGCCGUCAAUGCUACCAAAUACAAGGUCCAGUGGUCCUGAGGGCGAAAUGGAAUUUUCUUUGGAAAAUCCAGCCGUUAAGGCGAUGGAUUCAUUGGAAGUCAUGGGACUUGGAAGACUAAUGGAGGAGAAACGAUGUAUUGGGUCGAAUGAUGGAGCGAAA